Stylonychia lemnae is the source of this 3198-nucleotide messenger RNA. Lineage: Eukaryota; Ciliophora; Spirotrichea; Sporadotrichida; Oxytrichidae. The record is from the annotation of a GenBank genome assembly.
AUGCAACUAGAAGAUAUGCUAAUAUUUCAAAUUCCCAAAAGCAUCAAAGGAAGCGCUGCCCAAUAGAAAAAGGAAAAUGUUUAAAUGGAAUAAAAUAAUAACUCUAAUGAUUAAAGCAUGAUUUCUUAGCAAAAUAACUCUAAACUCAAUAUAUAAAACUCAAACAAAAGCAGCAGUAAAAUGGACACUAGCAUAAAUCUAAACAUUAAUGGUGGGGGAACUUCCUCCAAUAAAACUAGUGCCCCAAGUACCUGCAUCAAAAUCCCAUAAAAUAAGCACAGCUAAUAUAGAUAUAGCGGAAGCCCAGAUAAUUAAAAUGAAUUUGAUGACAGCGAAGACCAUCAUGAAGAAAAGCUACAGAAGCAGCCUCAAUAUAAUUCGCACUUAAAUGAUUCUUAAAACGAAUCAUUCCCUAUUAACGAGAAUAACUCAAGAAAUGGAUAGCUAAACACUAAUCCCUCAAUCUAGAACAAUGAGGCAGAUGAUUCUGCUUCUUAUGAUUUGCGGCCCACGCAAUUUCAAUAGUUUAGGAUUUCUGAGCUUGAAGAUUCUCAAUACGAGUAUGAAGAGUAGUAGAUGGUGCAGCAAUAAAUGGUAAAAUAGCAUCCACAGUUUUUUAGAAAAGAUCUUCAAUAGUUUUACGUUCAAAAUGUCAUUGAAGAGAAAUCUGAGACUAGUUCAUAUCAAACUGAAACUUACAACUAACUUGAAAAGUAAAUGGAUAAUUUUUAUGAUGAAGAUGAUUAAGAAGCUGAAGAGGAAUAUGAAAAUUUAGGGAACGACGAUUAGCAGGAACUUGAGGAAGCUCAAGAGCUAAUAGAAGAUGAAGAAUAUGAUUAGGAAAGCUAAGAAUUAGUUAGCGAUUUUUAAAAGCAAAGUGCAAGUUCUUCACUUAAAAAGAAAAAUGUGAAGAAUUAGCACUUUCAAUAUAUAAUGAAAAACUUUGACAAUGAGAAUCUUAGCAGAUAGCAUAAUACAGGUUACACAGACGAACAAGAAGCCUUUCUAUUUGACUCCUUAAAUUCUUUCUAUCCAAAAGGAGUUACUUAAGUAAAAAAAGAGCAAAAUAAUCAGCAACUCAUGCCAGAGAUCUAAUUGAUUAAGCAUCAAAGUCAGACAAAUCGUACUUAAAAUAAAAAUGGCACCGAUGCUAAUACAUACAAAAGCACAGCAAAUAGUAAAUCGAAAAAUCAACUUUAAUAACAAUAAUAAGAGGUUGCAGGCAGCGGACUUGCUUCUUAAAUGCAAAUAACAUUGCAAUAAGUAGUUGCUAAUUUUGCUUAGGAAAAGCAAAUGACUUUAUAACUAAAUGAGUAUAGCAAAGAAAAUGCGAAAUUGAAAGAGGAGAAUAAUAAUCUUAAAGGAUUAAUAGAAGAUAAGGAUCAUGAACUUGAUGAGUUGAGAAUUCAAAUCAAAGAACUUGAGAUAAGAUUGUGCCACUCAGAGGGAUAAUUGAAAAGGGAGAGAUAAGACAAGGAAAACAAUGCUCUAGCAUUCAAAAGAAUCUUGGCGAAUUUGACUUCAAGCUCAAAAGAUAAUGCCACUACUACUCUCUCCAGUAUAAAUGGUAUUCCAACUUCCCAGAAAAAAAUGAAUGCAAGAAAGCUUUCAACUUAGUUUGAAAUUCAUAGCAGCAUUGGCAACUAGUCCUAAUUCAAAUUUCUAAUGGGUGACACUAACUUUGGAACGACUGGCACCAUUACUGGAGGCAUGAUUUCUAAGACCCUCGAGAAUGAAAACACACUUGGAGCUGAAUUUAACACUCUAGACUAGAUUUCAAAAUUAAAGAAUCAGCUAACAAAUAAAGAAGAGGAACUCUAAAAUCUUAGAAAGUAACACAGAAGAGCUGGAAAUCAAAGUGUCUGGUGGUUCAACAAUAGAGGAUAGCAUAACUCUAAAAAUUACUUCAACCAAUCAGGCUCAGCUGGCUACUCUCCACUACCGACUUAACCCUCAGUGCCAUCUAAUUAUCAUAACCCAUUGAUUGAAACUAAUGUGAGGGGAUCUUCUAAGAAACCUCAAAAAGCUUAUCAACAGCAAUACUAGAUGCUUUCUCCCAUGUAAGGAUCCCCAAUACUUAGUAACAAUGGAAGUGUAAGCAGCUGGGUUAAUAAAAAUAGCUAAAUCUAAGCUUCUCAAAUCGGACAGUUCGUUCUGUUGAGAGAUGACAAACAUUCUCUGACUGAAGUUCCUCCUGAGAAUUCAUUUGACAUUCUCAAAAAUGAUAAGAGCUAAAGUUUAAUUAGGGAUAUAUUUUUGGAUAAAUAGGAUUACACUUAGAGGACUGUUCCUCAGCCAGUUAAAAGAGACAACUAAUAUGAAAUUUAAUUUGACAACUUAGAUGAAGAUUUGUAGAAUAAUGAUGAUGACUUUGAUGAUGAGCAAAAUGCAGAUGACCUAGGAUAGGUCUGUAAAAAUGAAGAGAAGAAGUUAGAUAUGAUGAUAAGUGGAGGAGACUAUUCUCCGAACAGUCAUACUUUCUUUAAAUAGCCAUUUAACAAAGAUCAAAAGGUUAUUGAGACUCUCUAAUAUGGUAAUAAACUAUAAGUCAACCCAGAUUAAAUAAGAGAUCAAAAGCUAGUUGUGUUGAAUAAAUGUCCUAAACAGUAGAAUAGCAAGCAUCAUAGAUAAAACAGUACUUAGGUGAGUGCUGUUUCAAAUUCACGCCGAAUAGACACUUCACAAGAUUUUAAAUCUCAAGGUAACAACUACAGUUCUAUUCUGUCAAUAAAGACUAAAGUUCCCGAUUAAAAGCAUUAGCAGUAGAGUUAGCAUCAGCAAUAGCCGAAUCUAUCUCCGCUACAAGUAUUUUAAAAACAAGUCUAAACUAGGCAAUAAUCAAGGAAAUAAUCUCCCUUAGGCAGCUUAGUCCGUUAAAAGGAUCAACUUAAUCAUCAUUCUACUUUAGAUAACUCUGAUUUGAUGACUCAAUAAUAAAUAUAAAACUUAAGAGGGUCAUCACCUCAUGAAGAUAGAACUUCAACUGGUCUAGGUCCUCAUAAUACUCUAGGCACUACGAUUGUGACAACAACAAAUGCAACUAAUACUUCCAAUAUAUCUCCCUUUAAGUAGGGAAAGAGACUUAUUCCUGAUUCGUUAGUCAAGAUGCCUCUCAGACAGCAAAAUAACAACAAAAAGAGUAAAGAAGAAGUUGAAAAAUCUAUGAACAUCAGCAAAUAUCAAAGUAUCAAGCGUUGA